UCUAUAACUUUAUAACGACUAGAAACAGCCUAAAAUCAGCCAUGCCCCGAGCAUGAAUCCUGCGUCUGCUCGAUGCCUUCACUGCUCGGCUCGCCUCCCAUCCCUCCACCAGUCCUCGACGAAUCCCAUCCCAAUCGAGUGGGCGGGUCCAGGUCUCACUCUCCUGGCGAGCAACGUGCCCUCCCAGAUCCCAACCGCCUAGCCCCUGAAGACGCCUACUAUGCGCCGUCACUAUUAAAGGCGCGCGCGGCCGCAGCGGCCAAGACCAACCGCGACGAUUCUCUUCGAACAUUGAAAGGCAAUGGCAAUGGCAACUCCGCCGCUCUUACGACUUUGCGGCCAUUGUCCGCGGUACCGAAACCGGAUGCCGAGAAAGAUGUGCGGAGUAUGAGGGGCACAAGUCGACGGAGGAGACGGAGGAAGGGUGCUUGGAAAAAACUACUCUGGGUCAAACAGUCAUACCCGGAUAAUUACACCGAUACGGAAACCUUCCUCGAUCAUCUCCAGCGAAACCCGCGCGUUCGCCCUUAUGAUUUUUGGCCAUUGGUCGCUGAUUCGACUGUCAUCGUACAACAUGUUUGUUCCGUGGUUAUCUUCAUCUGCUGUUUCGUCGGUAUCGUCCAGGGUCGAGUGAGUCCGGUCUCGGUGGUCUGUUGGGGGAGUGUCGGUACUGCCGUGGGAUGGAUACUCUGGGACGCUUGGGCGAAGGCAGAUGAGAGCGCUGGUGGUCCAGAACGUGUUGUGGAGGGAGAUGCUGGCUCGAGUUCUAGCUCGGUGGUGGACUCAACCCACCCCUCUGGGACUGGACAGAAGGAUAACCAGGUCCAAGGCCUUGGGCUGAGUAUGGGAUCCAACCUACCUGGCCCAAAUCGAUAUGGAGAUUCUCGCUUGUCGGAAUCGAUCUCGUCUACAGCAAACAGCAUUCACCGAUAUCCUAUACCGUUUGAGCCCAGCAGGCCCCUACGCUUAUCCUCACGAAACCGCCAACGACUGUCAACAGUCAAAUCGGCAUUCCUCAUCUACUUCGCAUUACUCGGGCUCAGUCCCAUUCUCAAAUCUCUCACCAAAUCCACCGCCAGCGACUCAAUCUGGGCCAUGAGUUGCUGGCUCCUAUUCAUGAACAUCUUCUCCUUCGACUACGGAAGCGGGGAGGGCGCAGGCGCCACCAAAUUCCCAGCUUCUCUAUCCACAAACGCAGCGGUGAUGGCAUCCACCGUGCUCGCCUCCCGUCUACCCUCGACAACCCACGUGUUCAGCCUAAUGCUCUUCUCCAUGGAAGUCUUCGGACUCUUCCCCAUCUUCCGCCGCCAACUACGCCAUAUCUCAUGGACCGGACACGUCCUCCUAACAUUGACCCUAGUAAUCGUCGCCGGUGGCGCUGUCGGAUGCACCAUACGAGGCGGCUGGGCAGCUGCCGUUCUGGGAUCGCUACUGGGAAGCAUUUUGACGGCGCUUGCCAUGGGAGGAUGCAGUUGGUGGCUGAUUAGUCUUCAAAAGUAUAAAAAUGUGGUGAUUGGACCGUGGGAUCCGGCGAGACCUAUUAUUCGUCGUCAUUGGGAUUGAUUGAUUGCUUGAUUUAUUGGGAGUCGGGACUCGGAUGUUCUAAAGAUACCCCUUAUUUUUGCUAGAAAUAGACUUUAAUUAUUGUACAUAGGUUCUGUUCUAAAUACAUUGCGUUG
Molecule: messenger RNA, 1679 nt
Organism: Aspergillus glaucus CBS 516.65
Lineage: Eukaryota; Fungi; Ascomycota; Eurotiomycetes; Eurotiales; Aspergillaceae
Gene: pigc
Product: phosphatidylinositol N-acetylglucosaminyltransferase
Exons: 2
Coding region: 73-1563 (496 amino acids)
Biological process (GO): GPI anchor biosynthetic process
Cellular component (GO): membrane; glycosylphosphatidylinositol-N-acetylglucosaminyltransferase (GPI-GnT) complex
Source: RefSeq, a predicted model, not a curated record